Molecule: messenger RNA, 2844 nt
Organism: Penicillium cosmopolitanum
Lineage: Eukaryota; Fungi; Ascomycota; Eurotiomycetes; Eurotiales; Aspergillaceae
Product: glutamine amidotransferase subunit DUG2
Exons: 6
Coding region: 1-2844 (947 amino acids)
Biological process (GO): proteolysis; glutathione catabolic process
Molecular function (GO): protein binding; peptidase activity
Source: RefSeq, a predicted model, not a curated record
AUGGAUCCAGCGGAUUCAGGAAGCACCUCGGAGUUGGAGGACCACUCCAAGUCCUGGGGAUCGGACGCGCGAUCACCAACCCCAUCUGCCGACGAUGCCGGUAGUGCAUUGCACCCUCAGAGUGAUUGCGGAAUAGGUCACCGUGUCCUGGCUAGUCGCUCGGUUCUUGCCUUGGUCAUUGACGAGGAGUGCGUCUUUGCCGGUUUGCAAGGUGGUGACAUUGUGGCGUGGUCGCUCGAGACAUACGAUCUCGUCUAUUCCGUUCAUGCACACAAAGAGAGUGUGCUGGGCCUGUAUCUGUCUGAGGAUGGCAAUCUGUUGUUUUCCAGUGGCGGUGACUCUGUGAUCAAUGUCUGGUCAACGAGGACUUUUGAACGCCUCUAUUCCAUCUACUCUCACCAUGAUGUGGGUGAUAUUUUCACUGUUGUUUAUUCGGCCAACAAUCAGACAUUUGGUGUGAUUUGUCUGAAGAAGGCUCGACUCUCAACCAGAAGGCCUCAGCCGCGCAUCCAUCUAAACGGACUCAUCGUUUCUUUGAUUCGAAGGGUCCGGAUGGGACCUCGGGCUCCUAGGCCAUCAGAUGGUGCCCAGUCUGUAUCCGAAGGAGGACGGGUUCUAACUUUCAAGCGAGACCAUCACAAAAUCUUUGCCCAUCAUGGAUAUGUUUACUCCAUGUUACUGGUGAAGGGCCUGAUUGAAUCAGCACCAUCCGAGGAGGCGCUGCUGACCGGCUCAGGGGAUGGUGUAGUGAAGCUUUGGCGUCUUGGUCAAACUCCCGGUGCUGCCCCGACGCAGAUCGCGAAGCUCCAGAAUGGAGACCCUGUUCUCUCCAUCGCGGUUGAAGGCUCAUUGCUAUACUGUGGUCUUGCAGGCGGGGCUUUGAACAUCUGGAAUCUCGACUCACAGCAGCUCGUUAAACGGAUAUCUCGUCAUACUGGCGACUUGUGGGCAGUCCAUGUUAUCCAAGGCGUUGCAAUCUGCGGUGAUGCAACUGGAGUAGUGAAGAAAUUCAAUUCUCGUUUCGAAGAGGUCGGUAGCUGGGUUGCUCACGAAGGUACUAUGCUGGCGUCCGCGGCUGGCCGUUUUAAGGACCGUCAUAUCUAUGCCACUGGAGGAAAUGACAACACGGUGGGAAUAUGGGAUCUCACAGAGUUCUUCCUAACUCAAGAAGAACUCCCGCCCAUCAGUAACGAUGAAAUGGUUAAUAGCCUAGCAAAGUUCGUGUCAUUCAAAACAGUGUCAGCAAGCCCGAAAUUCGCCGGCGAGUGCAACCAAGGUGCCGCGUUCCUUCGUCGACACUGCAACUACCUUGGUGCCAAGACAAAGCUCCUCACCACUGGACAGGAUACCAAUCCUAUUGUCUAUGCCCGAUUUAACGCGACAUCCCCGAAAAGACCCAAGUGGAAAUCGGACCCAUAUCAACUCACGUCGAUCAACGGUUUCCUCUACGGCCGUGGUGUGUCGGAUAACAAAGGUCCCAUCCUAGCAUCUCUCUAUGCCGCGGCUGAUUUGGCCCGCACGAAGUCUCUUCGCUGCAGUGUGGUGUUCCUUAUUGAGGGCGAGGAAGAGUCGGGAUCUCAGGGCUUCCACCAAACAGUGCGAGAACAUAAAGAUCAGAUUGGCCCUGUGGACUGGAUUCUACUCGCCAACAGCUACUGGUUGGACGACUAUAAUCCUUGCUUGACAUACGGGCUCCGAGGUGUUGUGCAUGCAAAUUUGGUAGUGACAAGCGAUCACCCAGAUCUGCACAGUGGUAUUGAUGGCAGUGCCCUUUUGGACGAGCCUGUUAAAGACUUGUCGAUCCUAGUCUCGACUUUGGUCGGGCGGAAGGGCAAGAUCAAUCUUCCUGGCUUCCAUGACAAUGUCAAGCCCCUCACAGAGGCCGAGGAGAAGCGAUUCCAGGCUAUCGCUGACGUCCUGUUGCCUCACCACCCCGAGAUCCCGAGCAGCCAAGCCUUGAUCAAGUCGCUCACAUAUCGUUGGCGCGAACCCUCCUUGACUAUCCACUCGAUGGAGGUACCGGGAAGCAAGGGAACAACCACGAUCGCACGACGAGCCAAGGCGAGCCUCUCCAUCCGUAUCGUCCCCGACCAACAGGCCGAUGACGUUGCAGCAAAUUUGACAGCCUUCGCCCAAGAACAGUUCGACUUGCUCGAAUCGCAGAAUGACCUUACCGUAGAGAUCACAGGCAAAUCAGACGCAUGGCUCGGCGACCCAGACAACCAGAUCUUCGCAACACUCUCCGACGCAAUCACCGCAGCAUGGACACCAAAUGAGCAAACAUCGAAGCAUCAAUAUCCAGCCGUCCCCCAACUCACAAAUGGCCGCGCAACCCCGACCAGCAAACCGUCUGCAGCGCACACCCUUCUCCGCCAAGAUUCAUCCGACAGCCUCGCUUCCCAUGUUGAUCGUGUCAUCACAUCAACGACCACCUCCUCCGCAGGCAAAGCCGCAGCGCGCAAGCGCUCCGCCCAACAAAGCGCCACUGUCCCGACUUCGUCGACACUCACCCAAGCAGCGACAGCAGCAGCUUCAUCCGAAGAAUCACUCUCCCUUCCCAUCCGAUCGAAGUCUGAACCCCAGAGCGAUAGUUCAGACAUCUCAAUUUUGCCAUCGCAAGACGCACGAUCCGGCGGCGUGAAGCCAAUCUUUAUCCGUGAGGGUGGCUCCAUCCCUACAAUCCGAUUCUUGGAGAAAGAAUUCUCUGCACCUGCAGCGAACCUUCCCUGUGGUCAAGCCAGUGAUAACGCGCAUUUAGACAAUGAGCGGAUGAGGGUGGAGAAUUUGUAUAAAAGUCGGGAGAUUUUCCGAUAUGUUUUCGCGCAUUUGGUGGAUAAAGUUUGA